CUGCACCUCAACAAAGCAAGGCUGUCGCAUCGUUCCUUGUCUCGCCUCAACUCAUCCCGUCGCGGUCUCGGCGCCUCUUAUCGUCUCUUUUACGGUCAACCCAUUUGUCUACGGUCUUAAUUGAUCUCGAUCGGCACCAUGUCGGACUACGGCGAUCACGGCGAUGAGGAUAACUACGACUACGAGCCCGCGGAGCAGGAGUACGAUGACAACGAGCCCGAGGACUUCCUCAACCCGGAAGAUUUGGAUCCCGAGGGAGGUGACGACUAUGGCGAGUCUUAUGCGCCGGCCGUGAAUGGCGACCGUGUUGUUGUCUCGGGCGACCCGAAUGCCGGUUAUUCAGGCAAGGUGAUGGAGCAGGCGCGGGAGAAGAAGGUGCCCAACGACCAGCGCACGACGACCCCAUACAUGACCAAGUACGAGCGGGCGCGUGUCUUGGGAACCCGAGCUUUGCAAAUCAGUAUGAACGCUCCGGUGCUUGUCGACCUUGAGGGUGAAACGGAUCCUUUGCAGAUCGCCAUCAAGGAACUCAACCAGAAGAAGAUUCCUCUCAUUGUGCGGAGAUAUCUGCCUGAUGGAUGGUAUGAGGACUGGACGUGCGAGGAGCUGUUGUAAAAAAAAGGGUGGAGACGGUAUGGAUGGCUGUACAUUGAUAAAUGGUUUCUCUUGUCUUUUCUUGCUUCAUAAUUGUCACGGUCUAAGUGUUUCUCUCUUGGGCAGCAUAGCGUUUGGAGUUUCGGAGUAGGGAAGCAAGCCAGAAAGGCUUGAGCAAUCCCUAGGUUACUAGGACGAGCGCACCAAAAAAGCACACAAGGAUAACGCACUGCAGUUUAUAACGGCAAAAUACGAAAAAAAAAAUCCAUUGAUGUUGACAUACUUGUUUUGAAGCUCGGGUCCGCUAAUAGCUAUAUCUGGCGCAUUCUGCUCGCCACUGCAUACCUUGACCGCAACUCAGCUGUACCGG
Molecule: messenger RNA, 964 nt
Organism: Aspergillus uvarum CBS 121591
Lineage: Eukaryota; Fungi; Ascomycota; Eurotiomycetes; Eurotiales; Aspergillaceae
Product: DNA-directed RNA polymerase core subunit RPO26
Exons: 4
Coding region: 139-615 (158 amino acids)
Biological process (GO): DNA-templated transcription
Cellular component (GO): RNA polymerase I complex; nucleus; RNA polymerase II, core complex
Molecular function (GO): DNA binding; DNA-directed RNA polymerase activity
Source: RefSeq, a predicted model, not a curated record